AUGACAACAACUCGUAUGAGACCUGAACAUGGAUCAAGAUUUCAUGAACCAAAUACAUUAUUAUAUAAUACAUCAGCACGUUUAUCAUAUCAUGAUGCUGAACGUGAUGAUGAUCGCAUAUAUUGUGGUAUUCGUGAUGUACUUAGUGGGCAUGAUGGAAACGAAGAUAAACUAAAUUUUUUUGUACCAUCCGCUGCUGGACAAGGACGUUUAUUAGAAAAUAUUUAUUCAAGAAAUAAUUCUGAUACUCAGAAACUCUUAUUUGUUGAAGUACAUGAUACAGGUACACCAGUUGGUGAUCCAAUUGAAGCUAAUUGUUUAGGCCGAUUUGUUAAUCGAUCAACUCUUAAUUCACCAUUAUUAUUAGGUUCAAUUAAAAGUAAUUUAGGACAUAGCGAAGGUGCAAAUGGUGUUGCAUCACUUAUAAAAGCUGCCAUGUGUAUAUAUCAUCGUGGUAUUACAGCAAAUAUGCAAUUUACUUCACUUAAUCCAAAAAUAGAAGCACAAAAUAUAAUCUACAUAUUCUUCAAAAUUUUAUACCAUUUCCAACUCUUCCAAAUAAUGAAAAAAUAG
Molecule: messenger RNA, 573 nt
Organism: Adineta steineri
Lineage: Eukaryota; Metazoa; Rotifera; Eurotatoria; Adinetida; Adinetidae
Source: the annotation of a GenBank genome assembly